CGAUGGAUGUACUUCAUCGACCAAUUUGACUUCACACCGAAACAUUUGUCCGGCCUCUCAAAUCGCGCAGCAAAUGCACUCUCGCGAAGACCCGAUCUUUGCGCUAUGACACAUCAUGCCUUCGCAUUCGACGAGGAGCUUCUGCGACACUUCAUCCGGGCAUAUGAUUCUGAUCCGGACUUCGCCACGAUGUACGCACAGCUAUCUUCUGAUCACCCGCCGGCCAGCCACUAUCGCAUCGUCGACGGAUACUUGCUCCUCCACUCGAGAGGCAAGGACUUAUUGUGUGUCCCACGCGACCGUCGUCUUCGGACUCGCCUCCUCGGCGAGUAUCAUGAUUCACGACUCGCCGGUCAUUUCGGAGUCAACCGCACUAUUGCACGGCUUCGACAGCGAUUUCGAUGGCCCGACCUCAUUACCGAUGUCACUCGGUAUUGCCACUCGUGCGAGGUUUGCCGACGCAGCAAACCCCUCAACCGCAAUCCCUAUGGCGAGUUACACCCGAUGCCUAUCCCACGGGAACCCGAUCUCUGCAUUGCCAUGGACGUCACAGGUCCAUUUCCUCGUGACCGGCUCGGGCACGACGGCAUCCUCACGGUUGUGGACCGAUUGAGUAAGUACGCACGUUUUCUCCCUUGCAAGUACUACUCCACGGCUCCUGAGCUGACACGCCUCCUGCACACUGGUUGGAUUUGUGGCCACGGUGUACCAGAAGACAUUGUCAGCGACCGCGACACUCGUUUCAUGUCGGCGUUUUGGACUGCUCUCAUGCAGGAUUCCGACACAACAAUGAAACCAAGUUCGGCUCGGCAUCCUCAGACAGACGGGCAGACUGAGCGGGCACAUCAAACCGCUCAAAUGAUGCUUCGUACGCUCAUCCGUCCGGACCAGAAAGAUUGGGUUGACCGCCUCCCCGACAUCGAGUUUGCCUACAACACUUCGGUGCAUCCGGCGAUCGGCGUGACUCCAUUCGAGUUGCAUCACGGUGGAUGGAAAGGCCGUAUCUUCGCCGACCUUCUCCUCCCUCGACCAGCCGACAUUGACGCUGCCUGCUCUUCCGCUUCCGUCCGGAAGUACAGGGAAUUGCUGACUCAAGCCCGCGCAAAUAUGCAAAAGGCUCAAGUCCGCAUGCAGCAGCAAGCCAACAGGCGUAGCGUACCAUGUCCCAUCCGCGCCGGUGAUCUGGUUUGGGUCUCCGCGGAAGAGUUUGCACUGGAACAGGAUGUUUCACGCAAACUGCUUCCCAAGUGGUUUGGACCUUGGUCUGUGACAGCAGCCGCGGGCGAUGAGCCCGAUGGCCCUUCAUUUGUGAUCAACAUUCCAAAGCAUUUGACGGUCCAUCCGGUUUUCCACGCCUCGAAGCUGGCAACAUACACGCCAGCCAAGAGCGACGACUUUCUGGGCCGACGAUCGCAGGACCCUCCUUCUAUGGAUGGCCAUCAGGAAGUUGACCGCGUCAUCACCGAUCGCAAGUACGGCAGCAAGCCGCAGUAGAGUCCCCCUGCUGGCACCAACGGCAACCAAACUGGGGGCGCCACGCGGCGCAAGCCGCAGACCAGGGGAGCACUGUCAGGAGGAGAGAGCGCUGCUGUAAUUCUCCGCGAAAAGUGGGAGAAGAUGGAGAAGAAGGAGCUGAUCCGACAGGCCAAGAAAUUGGCUCUAAUGGAAGAAGAAGCAACCAAGAAGAAGCAGAUGGAGGAGGAGAUGGAAAAAUGGAAGGAGCAAGAGGCGAAGUUGGCUGCUGUGGAGGCAGAAGAGGAAGAAGAAGAAGAAGAAAAAGAAGAAGAAGAAGAAGAAGAAGUCGAAGAAGAAGAGGGACUGUUGUGGAGAGGGGGGGAAGCGAGUUCCAGUAUUGCCCCACCAGAAGAGGUGGAGAAGGCAGUAAGAGAAUGAGUGACUAAUUUAGCCUUGGGCGAAGACAAAGAAGCUGAUUUCAUAGAUGUAGUAAAUGGGGGCUAAAGAG
Molecule: messenger RNA, 1963 nt
Organism: Chara braunii
Lineage: Eukaryota; Viridiplantae; Streptophyta; Charophyceae; Charales; Characeae
Source: the annotation of a GenBank genome assembly